UCUCACAGAGGCUAGAAUAAUGCCUGGCUCGCCGGCGACUAUGAAGACACGUAAGAAAAAUGAUAAGAAGGCUGAAAUCGAAGAUCUCGGGGGAGUUUUAGGGGGCUCUGGUGCGAUAGGCAUAGGUAUACGCCAUCGGCCAGAAGAAUUAGCAACCCUUGCAGCCAAAACCCGAUUUACGAGAAAGGAAAUACAAAUGAUAUACCGGGGUUUUAAACAAGAAUGUCCGACUGGAUACGUAGAUGAAGAUGCCUUCAAACACAUCUUUUCGCAAUUCUUUCCACAGGGUGAUGCAAGUCAAUACGCUCACUACGUAUUCAAUACGAUAAAGCACAAACAAACAUCUGGCAGAAUAAACUUCGAGGAAUUUUUAACAAUCCUAUCAAAUAUCUCACGCGGUACGGUAGAGGACAAGCUGCAAUGGGUAUUUGGUUUAUAUGACCUAGACGGUGAUGGGCUCAUUAGCAAGGAUGAAAUGCUGGAUGUCGUAGGCUCGAUCUAUGAAAUGCUUGGGCGUUACACAACCCCUCAAAUUAUCGAGCCCCACGUAGCGGCCCGUGAACAUGUCGACCGUAUCUUUCACCUAAUCGACGCCAACAAGGAUGGCUUCGUUACAAUCGAUGAACUAGUCCAGUGGUGUUCCAAAGACGAGCAUCUUCUGCGCAGCUUUGACACGUUGGAUACAGUCCUGUAAAGGAUCGAAAGCACAUCUAAAUUCUCAUGGACAAUAUGACGCAUUCGUGGAAG
Molecule: messenger RNA, 747 nt
Organism: Ceratosolen solmsi marchali
Lineage: Eukaryota; Metazoa; Arthropoda; Insecta; Hymenoptera; Agaonidae
Product: Kv channel-interacting protein 1
Exons: 5
Coding region: 20-694 (224 amino acids)
Molecular function (GO): calcium ion binding
Source: RefSeq, a predicted model, not a curated record